Molecule: messenger RNA, 1566 nt
Organism: Cajanus cajan (pigeon pea)
Lineage: Eukaryota; Viridiplantae; Streptophyta; Magnoliopsida; Fabales; Fabaceae
Source: RefSeq, a predicted model, not a curated record
UGUCUAUUAGCGAAACAACGAAUGAGGAGAAGGAAGGGGAAUAAGCCGUUGCAUUUCCCUCCACACGUUCAACUUACCUUAUCUUCCAGCUUAGCUACCUCUCUUCACUCUUCACUUCUACCAUCUUCCUUUUCCCUCCAAACAAAACAAUCACCACCACCUUCAACUUCCACUGCCACCACAUUCAUUCCAAAUAACCACCAAUAACCAUGUUCACGGCUAGUAAACUAGCCUACAUCACAUUACCACCCCCUCCUCCAUGCACUGCACCCUUCAUUCCAAUCUCUUCCUUGUCCUCUUCUUCUGCUGUUCACUUCAUUCAGUUCAAUGGCCGCCACUUAUGCCUUCGCCGCAGGCUGUUUCUGCUUUCACCUAAGGCCACUGCAGAUCAACAAGGCAAGGUUGAAGAAUUUGAAGAGGAUGCAGUUGUUGAUAGUAAAAUCCUUCCAUAUUGUAGCAUAGACAAGAAAGAGAAGAAAUCAAUUGGUGAACUUGAGCAAGAAUUUCUUCAAGCACUGCAAGCGUUCUAUUAUGAGGGAAAGGCUAUCAUGUCAAAUGAAGAAUUUGAUAACCUCAAGGAAGAACUCAUGUGGGAAGGAAGCAGCGUUGUCAUGCUAAGUUCUGAUGAGCAAAAAUUUCUCGAAGCUUCUAUGGCUUAUGUGUCUGGAAACCCAAUUAUGAGUGACAAAGAGUAUGAUGAGUUGAAACUGAGGCUGAAGAUGGAAGGGAGUGAAAUUGUGGUUGAGGGUCCAAGGUGCAGUCUUCGUAGUAGAAAGGUUUACAGUGACCUAUCUGUUGAUUAUUUAAAGAUGUUCCUGCUGAAUGUCCCGGCUACUGUGAUUGCAUUAGGAUUGUUCUUCUUCCUUGAUGAUCUGACUGGAUUUGAGAUCACAUAUCUUCUAGAGCUCCCGGAGCCUUUUAGUUUCAUUUUCACUUGGUUUGCUGCUGUUCCACUCAUUGUGUGGAUAGCUCUCUCUCUAACAAAUGCCAUUGUAAAAGACUUUGUGAUUUUAAAGGGUCCCUGUCCGAAUUGUGGUACUGAAAAUACCUCUUUCUUUGGGACUAUACUUUCAAUUUCAAGCGGUGGUUCCACCAACAGUGUCAAAUGCUCUGACUGUGGCACUGAAAUGGUGUUUGAUUCAACUACAAGAUUGAUUACAUUGCCAGAAGGAAGUAACGCCUAAGCGGAGGUAUGCCCGAAAACCAGAUAUAUUGUUCCAGCAACGUGAGAUCAUUAAUAGCUGUUCUUGUGAAAGUGACAAAUUUAUGAAUUAGCAAAUUGUCAUGUUCGUCCGAAAAAUGGUCUUGAAGUCAUGUUAUCAUUAUCACACACAAUUGGUGUCAUCUCAACUGUUUGUGCCACCAUCCUACUUGUAAGUAUAUGGGCUUUGUAUACUUGUAAGUAAUAUGGACUUUGUAUAGCAUACACUGGAUUGUCUCUACUUGAAAGAGUUGAGUUAUGAGGGUGCUUAACACCAUCGAUGAAUCUAACCUAGAAUAACGUGUGUAAGGAUUAUUGUUACACACUUGUGCAAACUUUUCCUUCUAUUACUGAGGCCAGAACCA